This is a messenger RNA of Triticum aestivum (bread wheat), 2038 nucleotides long. RefSeq lists its product as uncharacterized. The coding region runs from base 1 to 1227 and encodes 408 amino acids. The transcript is spliced from 6 exons. The record is from RefSeq and is a predicted model, not a curated record. NCBI's taxonomy places the organism in Eukaryota, Viridiplantae, Streptophyta, Magnoliopsida, Poales, Poaceae.
AUGGCUGCACUUGUGCCUGUUGAUGUUGAGAGUAUGAACUGUGAUGCAGAGUUGGCACUAGCACCAAACGGUCCUACUGAACCUGAUAUUCCUGAAUUUGUUCUUCAUCCUAGUGUUGGUAGAAUCCCUAAAACAGGUCACAGUGUUCUAAAAAGUUCAUUUGCACCUAAGGAUAUUGCUAUAGCUGUAGCAAAGUGGGGUGAGAGUCCAAAAAAACAGACCAGAGAGAUGGGCCUGGGUGGGUUGCUACAUGUAGAUCAUUUUACUCACUUUAGCAGGAACCAUUCUCUUUUCUGUCUGCAGUCUAUAGACACUAGGAGGAAAAGGCUUGUUCUAGGGAAAAAUAAAUUUGCUCAGAUCAGUGAGAGAUCGAUGUCUGCCAUAUUAGGUACAAGAGAAGGUGGUGGUGUAGAGAUUCAGAGAGUCAGAGAAGGUCCUACGACAAAAGAAAUUUUUAUGGUCAGAAAAAUGCUAGACCUUGAUCUAAACCAUCAAGAAGUGAAAACACCGGAUCUUUUGAAAGUUUUGUGUGAAGACCAUCCUGAGGAGUUCACCAAAACAAGGGCGAUAAGAUUGAAACUUGCCUUGGCAAUGUUAGUUCUGUCAGUUUUCUACAGCCCCAGAGACAAGAGAGGAUAUGUCCCAAAGGAUGCAUAUCUACUGGCAUAUGCUCCUGAAAAUUUGGACAAGUUAAACUGGACCAAAUACGGAGUUGCUGAGCUUCUUGAUGCUGCUGCUAGAGUUCAGCAGUAUGUCAAUGCAAACCCAGGACCUGGACUCACUAUCUUUGGUUGCCACUACUAUCUUCAGGUGUUGUAUUUCGAUUCUGUGGAUGCUGGAGAUCAGAAUGUCGAUCCUACUGUUUGGCCUAGGAUAUGUGUCUACAAUGCUCCAAAACUUUUUGCUCUUAUUGAGAGGGACACCAUGAAUUAUAUAUCAAUGAGGGUUUACGGCAUGCUGAGACCUGAUGUGAAGGAACAGGUGGCCAAUCUGAAGAGGCAGAAGCGAACGGCAAGCGGGUCACAACUUAGAACCGUUCUCAAUGAGCAGGCGGCUGUCAUUCUAACUCAUGUUGAUGAAGUAAUGUUAGCGCUUCCAGACAACAAUGUUGCAUCCAAAAAUGCGGGGAGGUGCAUGCCUGAACAAUUUGGGGAAUGUAGCGGUGGAUUUCAUGGCUCAAGAUUUGGUGACAUGCCAAAAACAAGACUCUCUGGGAUGGAAAGCUAGAGGAGAUUAAGAAUAUAGUUAAUCAAGCGGAGGUUUGGCUCCGAAACGCAAUUGCAAGUAUGGAGCUAAAUUGUAAGCUAGCUGAUGACAAGUUCUCAGAAGAAGUAAAGAGGCGAACAACCAUGUUUGAUGGUUCAAUAAACACAAUGGUUGCAAACCAUAGAGAAAUUCAGAAGACAACAAAACUUCUUACCUUGCAAUACUUACACAACCGCCUCAUUGAUCAUGGUGUUGGAAAGCACAUGCCAGGCUUAGAAAAACACCUCAACAUGAUAAAUGUCCUACUUUCAGGUGGCACUGUAGGUGGAGCGCAAGGGGCUAGUUCAAGUUCAGCGCCGUUGAUUCCAAGAGUGCUUGAUGGAUUACUUGGAACUAAAUCAUCAUUUGGUGGCCCUAACUGGAAUGGUGUCGAGCAUAAUAUUAGAGCACACCAUUAAAGCACACUGGUGCUCAAUCCAGUGCCUUUACGGUCAGCACCAGUUAACUUGAAUGGAGCACGAGUAGAACCAAUAGAAGUGCAAGUUUGCGGAUCAACUAUACGGCAAAGCAAUGGAAGUGCUUUCUCAAAUUAUGGAGGUAAGAUCAUAUGUUAAUAGUGUACUUAGAACCAAAUGGUAUAGACUAAUGAAGGGUUGUCUUAGUUGUUAGAUGGGCAUGAAAAUCCUAAGAGGGCGACACUGCAAGUCUAAGCGCUGUUGUGGCCCAGGAAAAGAGACCUCGAGAUGAUUCUGCGGAACAUGUUUAUGGGAAAGACAUUACUGGAGAUGAUGGUCAAAACAAUGUCUCUGUGGUGCGAAAAAAUGGAGGUAAA